Molecule: messenger RNA, 567 nt
Organism: Closterium sp. Yama58-4
Lineage: Eukaryota; Viridiplantae; Streptophyta; Zygnematophyceae; Desmidiales; Closteriaceae
Source: the annotation of a GenBank genome assembly
AUGAGUCGACUGCGAGUGCUCGACAUCUCGGGUUCUGCUGUCACUGACGCUGCUCUAGUGCACCUUUCUCAGCUAAGCGCCAGUGGCACUGGCAGCGCCAGCGGUAAUGGUUCCUUUUCGUCUGUUCCUUCUACCGGUGCUAGCAGCACUGGUAGUAUUGCCAGCACCAGCACGGCCCCUCCCCCCGGCCUGCAGGAGCUUCGGAUGUGGCGGUGCCCGAACCUAACCUCCUCAGGCAUGGAACACAUCGGGCGAAUCCGAACCCUUCGUCGCCUCGAUCUCUCCCAGUGCCCCGUGGGAAACCUAGGGUUAGCCCACCUCCGCCCCCUAGCCUCCUCCCUCACUUCCCUCAAUCUCUCCUGGUCGGGUGUGUCAGAUGAGGGGCUGUGCCAGCUGGCGGGGUACGAUUGGCUGGAGGAGCUGCACCUGAGCGGCCCGAACGUGACCCCGCUCGGGCUGAGGCAGGUUCGGGGGCUGCCGAGGCUGAGGAAGGUUCGGCUGUGGUCCGUGACGAGUGAGGUGCUGGCUGCUGCUAGAGAUGUGCUGCUGGGGGUGGUGGUGUAUUGA